AUGCCUCCCAGACCUGCAAGACACACUGCUCGCUACGCAAGUAGGGAACCUGAAGAGACUGGUGGAACUCAAACUUCUCUCGUCAAACCUCAGUUACCGAAUCUCAGAGGAACCCCAAGUUCUCGGAGACAGUACACAUAUGGCGCUGCUGUUGAGCCACCACCCAGAAUAGGAGCUGGCCUUCAGCGCAUGGAUUUGCAGAAUGCUGUCAGCCAGGCUCUUGCAAAACGCCCUGGCGAGGACGAAGAAUUUGUUCGGCCAGCAAUACCAAAACAAACAGCUGCAAAGGCAGACCGAGGCACGACAAAGAAAGACAAUGCGGCACGACAGGCAGUAACGACUAUUACUGGACAUUUAGCCGUUGACAGAGAUGAUGACAGCUCGCGAAGUUUUGGACUGGAAAGCGAAUAUUAUGACAAUGCGACGAUAGGAACGGCACCGCCAAAGCCCUUAGCUCCCGAAAAGCGACGAGCCGCAACCAAGUCACGCUUUGAGCCUCAAGAGGAAGAGUCCAGUGAUGAUGAUUCACUGCCAUCUCGACAUGAGAAUGAGCCGAGAUCUUCAGCACGGGUGAUUCAGAACUUUGAUGAAAUCGACGCACCGAGACAGACCAGUGCACAGUCUCGUUCUCGAAGCCAUGGAGCUUCAGCAAGGCCAGUCGAUAACCCGGAGACCCAGAAGGAUGCAGCCGACGCCGCGAAGCAGAGUAGUAAACAGUCAUCUCGUUCUCGAAGCCAGAGGGCUUCAGCCAAACCGACUGAAGACUUGGAAACUCAACCGGAUGCAGCCGAUACAGUGAGACAGACUAGUAAGAAGUCAUCUCGUUCUCGGACCCAGCCGAAUAUUUUAGCACGGCUGAAUGAGCAUGGAGGUACUCAACAGUCAUCAAAGUCCACAAUAUGGGCGACACAGAAACCCCUUGAGGCCGAGGCUCAAGCGGAAGCAGGGGCUGGAUCUACACACAAUGACCGGAGCUCCAACGGAAGGAAAAGCCUUUUCCGUAAAGCUACGGGCUCAGGAACAGAUGCAUUGAACAGAGCCCGCCAAAUCCCGAGUGAUCCACAACAACGUGACCAGGAGAUUCAAAGAGAAAUCUCAGCAGCCGAGGCGGAGAAUGAUCGCAUACGUACCAUGGUAGAGCGGAUGGCAGCCGAUCCUUGGUAUUAUGAGUGGAUGCGAUUUAGAGGUUGGCUCAGAUUCAUAUUUUGGCCGCCUUAUUGGUUUGGGCGUGGAGGAGGAGAUCCCUUCGAUUUCACCUUCAACGAUGAUAUCGACGAAAGUGAGGAGAGCCCGACAGAAUGGGGGCGCCUGUUCAACCCCAUGACAUAUCUUUUGGUCUUGAAGCGUUGGUUUGACGGAAUUAUGGACCGUGUCUUUCGCUUCAUUGAUCGUCUAUCUGGUAUUCAAGUUGGUCAAGUACAAAGAUCGUUCGCCCAACGCAUAACAUGGGCUGUGGCAUUAGGCGGUUUCGCUUUCUUCCUCCUUAUAGGUUCUGGGGCUCUACAUCACAUCCCCGAUCUUCCGGAUAUCGACUCUUUGAAGCCGAGUGUCAGUUGGCCGAGCACUGAUAGUUUCAGCUUUGGAAACAUAAUACCCUCGGUACCAACGGUGUCAUGGCCUUCGUGGCCUUCAUGGAGCAGAGACAGCGACGACCUUCCUUUCUAUGACCCGUUUGCCAUGGACGACGUUGUCAUCCCAGAUGACCACAAGAGGGCAUUGGACGCGCUCAAGAAUCAAGCCGAGAUCCACAAAAAGGCCCUCAAGAGGCUGGAAACAAUUCUUCCUCGGAUUGUGCACAUGGAUCUCGUCAAAGGACGCCCGUCAAUCAAGCCCGAGUUCUGGCAUGCUCUUCAAGAUCAUCUCAGAGAGAGCGGAAGCUUCUUGAAUCUUGACAACAAGCGCGGCAACUACGAGAUCUCUUCUGAACAGCAGUGGAAAGCCAUUGUGGCACGCCUCGGAAAAGAUUCCAUCUUCAAGGGGAAGCUCGAUGGCAUUGUUAGCAGCACUAUCCAAGACAGACUACCAAACUUCUGGGACACGUGGUUCAGAAACAACAAUGCCGUGCUCGAACCGCUCGUAGAAAAGGCAAUGGCUAAGAAACAGACUGCCGGCUCAGGAGCUGCCUUUGAUCAAAAGCUUUCCAAGAUUGUCAGCGACGAACUUCGCAAGCAGAACCAAACUGCUGUUUCUCGAGAUGACUUCCUGGCACAUCUCAGGGACGAUUUGACAAAGCAUGAAUCACAAAUCCAAGCCGAGUUUAGCAGACUCAAAUCGGACAUGGAUGAUCACAUCAAGGAGUCAAUUCGGACUGCCAAGAUGAUGGCUCCCCAGACCAUGUCGGAUACUGAGAUGAAGCAGCUCAUUCGAAAGAUCGUCCACCAAACUCUUACAGAUGGCAGCCUCAAAGCUGUCGCCAAGAGCAAGAUUCAUGCCCACUGGCACUCCGAUCUCAAAUACCAGGUCAACUUUUUCGGAAUCGGAGCCGGGGCUACCAUGGAAACACAUUAUACGGCGCCCGAUUGGAACCCAUACACGGCCCAAACCACUGAAAAGGACGCCCUCGCGCUUGGACUCACAGGGAUUCAUCCUCGUCCUCGUAUCGAGGUACUUCUCCCUUGGCAAGAGGAGGGAGACCGCUGGUGCGGAUCACAUGCGGUAGAUUCCGACGGGAGACCUCACGGUGUUGGAGUUUCUAUUCAUCUGGGUCAUUUAGUCGUCCCUGAGAACAUUGCUGUUGAACACAUUCACCCCAACGCAACGAUGGACCCUGAUGCUCGACCACGACACAUUGAAGUCUUUGCCAGGUUUGAAGUCAAGGAAGAACAAGAACUUGUGCGCGACUAUUCAUCGAACAAGUUCCCCGAGAACAUCAACGGCUGGAACUUUAACCCUUCUCCUUUACCAGAAUCAUUCGUCAAGAUUACACAAUUCGAGUAUCAAGGCGAUGAGUUGAAUGAAGGCGUACACGUUCAUCACAUCAACGAUGAAUUCGCCAAUCUGGGCAUUCCGACGGACCAUGUCAUCAUUCGUGCUAUGAGCAACUAUGGUGCGCCGGACCACACGUGCUUUUACCGAGUGAGGUUGUUUGGAAGACCGGUGGAUGAAUUGUCGUGA
Messenger RNA from Fusarium pseudograminearum CS3096, 3114 nucleotides. RefSeq lists its product as uncharacterized. The record is from RefSeq and is a predicted model, not a curated record. Gene Ontology annotation, biological process: nuclear envelope organization. Gene Ontology annotation, molecular function: protein-membrane adaptor activity. Bases 1 to 3114 code for a protein of 1037 amino acids. Gene Ontology annotation, cellular component: nuclear envelope; meiotic nuclear membrane microtubule tethering complex. The transcript has 2 exons. Lineage: Eukaryota; Fungi; Ascomycota; Sordariomycetes; Hypocreales; Nectriaceae.